Messenger RNA from Camellia sinensis, 1815 nucleotides. Lineage: Eukaryota; Viridiplantae; Streptophyta; Magnoliopsida; Ericales; Theaceae. The record is from RefSeq and is a predicted model, not a curated record.
AUCAUCUUUCUCCAAUUCCAUAACAUACUCAUCAGUUUUUGGCAGUUGUGUCUUGGCUUUUUGGUCACCUACGACUCUGCAUCUGGACUACUUUUCCCUUUCGCACUGCAUGAAGUUAGAAUUCCUGCUCUUUGUCAAUAGCUGUCCAUAUUUAUACUAAACUGCCUUAGUUCUGCUCCAUCUGAUCCUCUAUUUGCUUUAGUUCAAUCAUAAUUCAGUUCAUAACAGUCACAAAUGGCAGCAAAUGAUGUGCCGUGUUGUGAGACCAUGUUUUGGGUUUAUCUACUCAUAUCUGUGGUCCUGGUAGCUUUUGCCGGUCUCAUGUCAGGUCUUACUCUGGGACUCAUGUCUCUCAGCCUUGUCGAUCUUGAGGUCCUUACCAAGGCCGGUCAGCCCCAAGACAGGAAGAAUGCGGAGAAGAUUCUCCCCAUUGUUAAGAAUCAACACUUGCUUCUAUGUACCCUCCUCAUAUGCAAUGCCAUGGCAAUGGAGGCACUGCCCAUUUUCCUUGAUGCACUUCUACCAGCAUGGGGCGCUAUAUUGAUAUCAGUGUCCCUCAUACUUGCAUUUGGUGAGAUUAUCCCUCAGGCUGUGUGUUCUCGGUAUGGACUUGGUGUUGGUGCCAAAUUGUCAGUAGUUGUUCAGCUGCUUGUCAUAGUUGUCUUCCCAAUAGCAUACCCAAUUAGUAAGUUGUUGGAUGGGCUCCUUGGAAAGGGGCAUUCUGCACUUAUGAGACGGGCAGAACUAAAGAUAUUGGUGGACAUGCAUGGAAAUGAGGCAGGGAAAGGUGGAGAGUUAACACAUCAUGAAACUACCAUUAUCUCUGGAGCUUUGGAUUUAACACAGAAGACUGCUAAAGAUGCUAUGACACCUUUAUCUGAAAUAUUUUCUCUUGAUUUGAAUUCUAAACUAGACGAGGAUACAGUGAGCUUGAUAAUGAGCAAAGGGCACAGUCGCAUACCUGUCUAUUCAGGAAGCCCAUCAAAUAUUAUAGGCCUUAUUUUGGUAAAAAAUUUAAUCAAAUGUCGUGCUGAAGACGAAAAACCAAUCAGCAUUCUUACCAUCAGGAGAAUUCCUAGGGUGGGGGACAGUUUACCACUGUAUGAUAUACUGAACCAAUUCCAAAAAGGGCACAGUCACAUGGCUGCUGUUGUGAAGAGCAAGCACAAUGUUAAGGACUCUGUAGGAAAUGCAACAGACAAAAAUGACAUGAUCACAAUAAACGUCAAUUCAAACUCAUCAAUAUUACAAAAACAAGUAGAGGGAAAAGAUCAUUUAGAAAAGCUUACAGAUGCAAAUAAAACAAAGGAAGUUUUGGAAUCAAUUCCAGAUCAAGACGAAGAAGUCAUUGGUAUCAUUACUAUGGAAGAUGUUUUAGAGGAACUCUUACAGGAAGAAAUACUGGAUGAAACUGAUGAAUAUGUUGAUGUUCACAAUAAAAUUAAAAUAAACAUGCUUCCUUCAAGGAAGUCACAAUCAAGAUCUCCAGGAGCACCUUCUCAUAGAGCAUGGCGAACGCCGAUGGCAACUCCACUAUCUUCAGGUCUCAAGGAAAACAUAUGAGAAGCUAAGAAAACCUGGUGAUUCGUAGAGUUCCCACUUUUGCCUGACAUGAUGGCCAUUGGAGAUUUUUGGCAUGCAAGCGUCACUUGUAUUGUAUGAUAUUGGAAUUCAAAGUUCCAAAAAAAAUAAAAUAAAAUAAAAUUCUCGUAUUAGAUAUUAUAUUGUUGAUAAAACACCAUAUAAUUAGUGUUGGAUUAUGACAACUUUUUAAUUGUGAAAUACUCUUAUAACAUAAACUUCUACUAUUUGUGA